UCCACAUCAGAUUCUCUCCUCUUCUCCGAGAAAGAAGAGAACACUCCUUCUCGUCCAGUAUUAGGGUUCAAUGUCGGGUCUCCAUCGAUCAUCAAGUUCAUCGAAGAACGUCGGAAACUGCCUCCCCUCAAAGGAACUCCUUGACGAUCUUUGCAGUCGAUUUGUGUUGAAUGUACCGGAAGAGGAUCAACAGUCAUUCGAGAGGAUUCUGUUUCUGGUGGAGUAUGCUUACUGGUACUAUGAAGACAAUGCUGUGGAGAAUGAUCCGUCUCUAAAGUCUCUGUCUUUGAAGGAGUUUACUUCGCUCCUAUUCAACAGCUGUGAUGUUUUGAGACCUUAUGUAUCUAACAUUGGUGAUAUAUUCAAAGACUUUACGUCUUACAAGUGUCGAGUUCCUGUCACUGGAGCUAUUAUUCUUGAUGAAACUUAUGAACGGUGCUUGUUGGUGAAGGGAUGGAAAGGAUCAAGCUGGAGCUUUCCCCGUGGGAAGAAGAGUAAGGAUGAAGAAGACUAUGCCUGUGCUAUACGUGAGGUCUUGGAAGAAACUGGAUUUGAUGUCUCAAAGCUACUAAAAAAAGAAGAAUACAUUGAGUUUACAUUCAGACAGCAAAGAGUGCGACUUUUCAUCGUUGCUGGGGUGGCAGAUGAUACAUCUUUUGCACCACUAACAAAGAAGGAAAUCAGCGAGAUUGCAUGGCAUCCGCUUGAUCAUCUUCAGCCAGCAAGUAAUGAGGUGAUAACUCAUGGAGUUGCUGGUCUCAAGUUGUAUAUGGUGGCACCUUUUCUUGCGUCGUUGAAGUCGUGGAUAUCAAAGCAUCCGGCUCCUCUACCACGUAGACGUGAUAAGCCACCUAGAGCACGCUGCGUGUGGAACGCGAAGACUAGUAGUGGUGGAGGAAACGGGACAGCAACGGAAAGUUGCAAUAAAAAGCCCGAACUCAACCGUCCUCAAGACACUGAGCCUGGAAACAGUUUCAGAAGCUUCAAGUUCAACACGUCAGCAAUCUUGGAAUCAGGUUAUUCAGCUUGACUAGUCUCAGUCAUAUAUGGGUGGUUGGUAUUGGAGGAGCUAUGAUGCGGUUUGUGUAUAGCAAAACCGUUUAGAUAUGUUCAUACGCUUGGACUCUCUCUAUUUCUUCGGGGGUAUUUGCUGUAUGCAUCUCGAUUCUUUGGAUGAUGGCUUUAGAUGAUAAAUACUUGUGACGAGCCUAAGGUUAACGGAGUUUCUUAUUCGUGUAAUCAUCUGCUUAACAAUUAAUACAAUUGGUGUUUCUUAAUUUGUAGCCCUGACAACAUUUAUUUCAUGUUUAUUUUUAUCCUUUCAGUUAUGUAAAUCAAAACGUAUGUCGUCUUUUCCACCACAUCCAAAAAAUGAAUUCACCUGGUU
Messenger RNA from Brassica oleracea var. oleracea, 1387 nucleotides. RefSeq names its product mRNA-decapping enzyme subunit 2. Gene Ontology annotation, cellular component: cytoplasm. Lineage: Eukaryota; Viridiplantae; Streptophyta; Magnoliopsida; Brassicales; Brassicaceae. The record is from RefSeq and is a predicted model, not a curated record. Bases 71 to 1030 code for a protein of 319 amino acids. Gene Ontology annotation, biological process: nuclear-transcribed mRNA catabolic process, nonsense-mediated decay; deadenylation-dependent decapping of nuclear-transcribed mRNA. Gene Ontology annotation, molecular function: 5'-(N(7)-methylguanosine 5'-triphospho)-[mRNA] hydrolase activity; manganese ion binding; RNA binding. The transcript is spliced from 8 exons.